Messenger RNA from Sorex fumeus (smoky shrew), 5516 nucleotides. RefSeq names its product minichromosome maintenance 9 homologous recombination repair factor (gene MCM9). The record is from RefSeq and is a predicted model, not a curated record. Gene Ontology annotation, molecular function: ATP hydrolysis activity; single-stranded DNA binding; ATP binding. Gene Ontology annotation, biological process: double-strand break repair via homologous recombination. NCBI's taxonomy places the organism in Eukaryota, Metazoa, Chordata, Mammalia, Eulipotyphla, Soricidae. The transcript is spliced from 13 exons. Gene Ontology annotation, cellular component: nucleus; MCM complex. The coding region runs from base 290 to 3196 and encodes 968 amino acids.
CUCCACCCGGAAGAGCCGCCCGGGCUGCGAAGUUGAGGCGGCGCCGAGGCGCGUCCUACGUCGGGAGCGCGGGCUCUAGGCAGCCGCCCGCCCCAGCGCCGCUUGGGCCCGGGCACGCGGCGGGCCCGCCCGAGUCUGCGCGCCGCCAACAGCCCCGCGCACGCGCCCCGCCCCUGGUGGCGUCCUCGCGCCCCCGGCCCUACCGCCGGGCCGGAGCUUGCCGUGCCCCUUGGCUUCUGAAGCAGCACGCCUCCGGGGACUCCUACCACUGCGUACUGGCCAAUUCAAGAUGAAUAAUGAUCAAGUUACAUUGGUUGGACAAGUGUUUGAAUCCUAUGUUUCGGAAUACCACAAAAAUGAUAUUCUUCUAAUCUUAAAGGAAAAAGAUGAAGACAGUCAUUAUUCAGUAGUGGUUAAUGCCAUGACCCUUUUUGAAACCAACAUGGAAAUUGGCGAAUAUUUCAAUGCAUUUCCCAAUGAAGUACUUACUGUAUUUGAUAGUGCUCUACGAAGAUCAGCCUUGACAAUUCUCCAGUCCCAUUCUCAGCCUGAGGAUAUCUCCAUGAAGCAGAAUCUUCAUGCCAGGAUAUCAGGUUUGCCUGUCUGUCCUGAGCUGGUGAGGGAGCAUAUCCCUAAAACCAAGGAUGUGGGACACUUUUUAUCUGUCACUGGAACAGUGAUCCGAACAAGUCUGGUAAAGGUCCUGGAAUUUGAGCGGGAUUACAUGUGUAACAAAUGCAAGCAUGUAUUUGUGGUCAAGGCUGACUUUGAACAAUAUUACACCUUCUGCCGACCAAAAUCGUGUCCCAGUUUGGAAAGCUGUGAUUCUUCAAAAUUCACUUGUCUAUCAGACUUAUCUUCAUCUCCAGCCAGGUGUAGAGAUUACCAGGAAAUUAAAAUUCAGGAACAGGUUCAAAGGCUAUCUGUUGGAAGUAUUCCACGAUCCAUGAAGGUUAUCCUGGAAGAUGAUUUAGUAGACAGUUGCAAAUCUGGUGAUGAUCUCACUAUUUAUGGAGUGGUAAUGCAGCGGUGGAAGCCCCUUCAGCAAGAUAUGCGCUGUGAGGUGGAGAUAGUUCUGAAGGCUAAUUACGUCCAAGUAAAUAAUGAACAAUCUGGAGGGAUUGUCAUGGAUGAAGAGGUCCGAAAGGAAUAUGAAGAGUUUUGGGAAUACUAUAAGAGUGAUCCCUUCGCAGGAAGGAACGAGAUACUGGCCAGCUUGUGCCCUCAAGUUUUUGGGUUGUAUCUAGUAAAGCUUGCCGUGGCCAUGGUGCUGGCUGGUGGGAUUCAAAGAACUGAUGCUACAGGAACACGAAUCAGAGGUGAAUCUCAUCUUUUACUGGUCGGGGAUCCUGGCACAGGAAAAUCUCAGUUCCUCAAAUAUGCUGCAAAAAUUACACCAAGAUCUGUGCUUACCACAGGAAUUGGAUCUACUAGUGCAGGUCUAACGGUAACUGCUGUGAAAGACUCAGGAGAAUGGAAUUUAGAGGCUGGGGCAUUAGUCCUUGCAGAUGCAGGCCUCUGCUGUAUUGAUGAGUUUAAUAGCCUCAAAGAGCAUGACAGAACCAGUAUCCAUGAAGCAAUGGAGCAACAAACCAUAAGUGUUGCUAAGGCUGGGCUUGUGUGCAAGCUGAACACGAGGACCACCAUCCUGGCAGCAACUAACCCCAAAGGCCAGUACGACCCCCACGAAUCUGUCUCUGUGAACAUUGCCCUUGGCAGCCCUCUCUUAAGCCGAUUUGACCUGAUCCUUGUUUUGCUUGAUACCAAGAAUGAAGACUGGGAUCGCAUAAUUUCUUCCUUUAUCUUAGAAAAUAAAGGUUACCCAAGCAAAUCAGAGAAGCUCUGGAGUAUGGACAAGAUGAAGACUUACUUCUGCCUCAUCAGGACCCUGCAGCCUAAACUGUCUGACAUGGGGAAUCAAGUUCUUCUUCGAUACUACCAAAUGCAGAGGCAGAGUGAUUCCCGGAAUGCUGCCCGCACCACCAUCCGCCUAUUGGAAAGCUUGAUACGACUAGCAGAAGCACAUGCUCGCCUGAUGUUUCGUGACACGGUGACUCUGGAAGAUGCUGUUACAGUGGUAUCAGUAAUGGAGUCUUCAAUGCAGGGAGGGGCGCUGCUCGGAGGUGUGAAUGCACUUCACACUUCCUUUCCUGAAAACCCCCUGGAGGAGUACCAAAGACAGUGUGAACUCAUUCUGGAAAAGCUAGAGCUGCACGACCUCUUGAGUGAAGAGUUAACAAGACUUCAAAGGUUGCGGAAUCAAAGUGGGACCCAAUCCCAACAACAGGCUACGGAAGCAGAGUCUACUCCAGAAUUCAUGAGCAAUGACCAAGGUGAAAAAUCCACAUUUAGAACUUCCACACCCCAGGAAAUGAAUUGUGGCCGGCAUAUCUCUUCCCCUGGAGGUAGUCCCAAGGAAAAGCCGCUUCUUGAUCUCUCAUCCCAUGUGGGGCCUAAUAGAUCAAAUAGAAAGCAUUCAGCUGAGCUCAGAACUAACCAAGAUAAUGGUUUAGACCAGUUUGAUACCAUGGUACCUCAUCAAAGUGAACAAAAAAAUACUGUUUCUGCAUCUUUUAGUUCCAAAACAGCUGCAGGAGAAAUGGCUUUUAAAGUCCACAACGAAUUUCAAGGAAAGGAAAAGAAUCAGCUGGGUCAAACUGGCCAACUUCCAGCUCCAGCAGAGACAGAGGGUACAGGGAGGCCAGAUGAUGUUGAGAGUGAAAAGGCAGCAGUAGUACCUGAAGCUGUAGUAUCUGCUGAUGAACCGAACUCAGUGCUGACUCAUCAUGUCCCCAGGAAACUGCACAAACUGCACAAGGGAAGAGCCCAGAAGUGUAGAAGCACCAACACAACACCUUCACUCCCCACUUGCCCUUCUCCUCAAUGCACACCUGUCCCUAGCCCAGAAAAAAUGCUGAAAACUCCCAAAAGAAAGAGACAGAAAUCCCUCACUCUGGCUGAAGAGCCUGAACUUGAAAAUGUUGAGAGUCAAGGUCCCCCUUUAGCCAAACUGGCAAAGUUUACUUUCAUACGGAAGUCCAAACUGAUCCACUGCCCUCAAGACCACAGCUAUGAGUCUCCUGGUACAACUAAAGUAACAGUUGAGAGUCCUAACCCUUCCCAAUGUAGAACAGGAGAAGAAGCAGUGCUACCUGGGAAGGGCUCAGAAAGGUUGACAUCCAUCUCAGGAAACUGAAGCUCAGAACAGCUACUGGGCAAUGCAAAGGAGGUGCCACAACAGCCACCACAGAAACAUGGAUCAAGAGAUAAAAGAGAAUGUUUUCCUGAAAAGAGAAUUAUACAGCCUGAAUUAGAGCUGAGGCAUGAGACUGGGCAUUUUCAUCUUACUGGUGAAAAAGAUGGAAAGGAGCUUUCGUGCAAUAAUAAAAGUGGCAAGGUUCAUGCUUCUACCUUAACCAAAUUGGCAAAUUUCUCCUUCACUUCCUCUGAAUCCAAAGAAGAAUCCACAUCUCCUCCUAAAAGUAAGAACUGGAGUGAGAAAGGCCCAAGCCUUCCUUCUACCACCACAGCCCCAAUAUUUGGCAGUAAAAGGAAAAGUUUUCAGCUAGAGAGUUCCACUGAGAAAUUGAAUCUUUCAAAAAAAUCUCUCUUCUCUUUAUCAGAACUAGAUGAUGAAGCAUUAGAUUUUGAUUGGGAAGAAGAAAUGAGAAAAAAACCAUAAUCAUGAAAAGCUUUUUGAUCAGCUUUCAGCUUCUUAUCCCAAUAUAACACUUUGAAGGUAGCAGUAUAGUAUUUGUAAGGGUAGAAAACUGUUGACCCUACUAAGUUGGCAUUCUCAAACUAGCUCCACUAGCAGGUUUUAUAAUUUCAGAUAUAACUUCUUGACUUAAAGAAUUGUAAAUCUGCUUAAGUAAGGGCAGCAUUAGCUCUGAAUCAAAUGCUUCACAUUGUGCUUAAUUUGCAAAGGGGAGUACUUGUGUUCCCAAAGAAGUCCCUGUUUGGGGUUUGUUGGUAGUUGAUUUUUUAGGGGCCACAGGGUCUUCGUUAGGUCACUUAUUUUACUCAUUGUGACUCAGUGCCAGGCUUGUGGUGCUCAUAUGCUAUUCAAAGCAGACAAACUGCUCCUCUAGUUUUCCUUUUAUUUGUUUCUUAGUGUUUCAUCCAAGAUUUACCAGGUACUGUGUAUAUUCAUUAGGAUUUGCCAAAAUCAUGUGCUUUUUCUAAACUUGUCUGAGUUUAUUUUCAUGUCAGAUUAAAUGCCACUAGUGCUUUUUUCUCUUUGAGAGGCAUCUUUCUAAGUCCAUGGUAACCCUGAAGCUGAUCAAACAGUAUUUCUCUGACAUACAGGCUUUUUGGUUUAACCAUUUUUUAGCCAACAUGUGCUUCAAGGUAAUCUUUAACUCUUGGGGACCUGUCUUCCGCACACUUUAAAUCCAUAAUUGGAGGGAGGGUGUGCAGUAGCUUUCAAUCAUGUAUCAUGGCAUGUAGCCAAGUGAUUGAGAAGAAAAAAGAACUACUAAAUCAUGAUACAUUUGUCUUUAAAACAAAGCAAGUGACUAUAUUUGGGAGGAAUGGACAUCUUAAAUGCUUGAAAUAAGUUUUUCCUUCACAUUCUAGUAUGGGUUGCUAGAAUUCUGUAACUGGAGACUUUUUCUUAAUUAUGAAUCUGAAAAAUAAUUAGUAUAUUGUUUAAUUUAGGGACUUUCAGACAUGAGGAACAUGUUAAAACUUGGCUUACUGUUCACUUCAGAGCCAGGGAGAUAGCUUAAAGGUCUGGAGUUUAUGCUUUGACAUCAGAGCCCCAAAUGUUCAAUCCCCAGCACUUGAAGAUCCCUUGAGCACUGCUGGGAGCACCCCUCAAGCACUGAUCUGGGAGACUCCCCUGAGCACUGUUGGUUGUGGCCACAAAGCAACAGCAAAAAGACAAAGUUCAUUUCAUCAGAUUAUACUGGAAAAGUAAAGAUUCCCAGUUUUUCUUGAAUGUUAACACCAGAAUUGAUAACAUUUUCAGGAACGCUUUAAACUUUGACUAGAAAGUUAGAAUGGAUGAGUCUUUUGAAGUUUUCAAACUGUUUCAGCAGCUAAUCAGAGACGUAUAAGAUAUAAAAUUUAUUGUUAUGAAUUUAGUUCUCCCUAUUUAAAACAUCAAGACUGGUCUAAGUUCUUUGUUGUUUCUGUACUUAAUAAUGUCCCAGCAUAGUAUGAAUAUUAAUUUUCUAAAUUGCUAUCUUUCAAUAUAACUACUCCUAAGUUUCACUGUACUUGCUAAAACAAAAAGAAAGGCUCUAGGUUGUUGGCAAAUUGAAUUGAUCUGGCUAUGGUAUGUUUUGGUAGCCUAGGAUAUUUUAAUUCAUAGCCUCUUGUUGAUGAGCUGCUUUUAAAAAAUUAAUAAUAAUAAAGGGCCUCCCCAGAACUCUUCAGGGGCUGAGAGGUGUGUGGAUGGGCAGGGCCCACUUCCAUCUCCACGGGUGCUCAUCCUGGACCCAGUAGUGCUGGGAGUUCACCAGGUCCACAUGCUAUGGUGCUGCGGUGCAAGGCCGGGGGGGGGGGGGGGC